Molecule: messenger RNA, 1286 nt
Organism: Fonticula alba
Lineage: Eukaryota; Rotosphaerida; Fonticulaceae
Exons: 6
Coding region: 57-1184 (375 amino acids)
Biological process (GO): ubiquitin-dependent protein catabolic process
Molecular function (GO): ubiquitin protein ligase activity
Source: RefSeq, a predicted model, not a curated record
UCACACAUCUCCCUUUCCCUUGCCGCAUGGAACCGACCGCCAAACGCCACUGAUCUAUGUCUUCCUCCCAAUCCACCCGGAAUCGCUGCUCCCAUUGCAAUGCUCCGCUGCCCGUUGAGAGCCCACCACUGAGCCUCAGCGGUCCGAGGUUCGGGCUUUGUGCCAAUUGCCUUCUCUCGUCCAGUGGUUCCCCCACUGCCGAGGCCGCACGCUCUCCAGAUGGGAAUCCGCGCUCGCCAGCGUCCGACGAUGAGCCAACAACCGCCGGUGCCCCGCGACCCCCCAUCCGCGGCGCAGUCUCCAUUCUAGAUUCCGUCAUCCAGACCUACAUGUCCAUACUUUCAAAUUACCUUGACGAGACUCCUGAUGGCACGCCCUUCCGCUCGUCGACCGAUGUCCGGGCUAAUCCCCGAGCCGAUCCCCGAGCCGAUCCCCGAGCCGAUCCUCGAGCCGAUCCCCGGAAUUACGCCUUCAACAACCAUGAUCUCAACGAAAUCCUGGCCCAUCUGUUCCAAAGCUCCUCCACCCCGGAUGACGCGGUGUCCGACGCCGCACUGGCCGCCCUUCGUCGGCUGGAGGCCCCGGCCGCCGACUCGACCCUCUGCCGCCUGUACAGUUCGAAGGUUCUGCUGUCGCUGCAGAAUUUUGUCACUCACGUGCGCGAUGGUCAACCCCUUGACGAGACCCUUUUCUACUGCUCCAUCUGUCAGGAUCCCCUGGUGGCGGGCAUCCUCUCGGAGGCGGACUUGGCCCCCGGCAGCCGGGAAGCCGAUCCCAACCAGGAAAUCCCCCUGCCAGAUUACUCGAUCGACCAGGCAGCCAUCCUGGUGGAGCUACCCUGCAACCACACCUAUCAUGAGGAGUGCAUCAUCCGGUGGUUAACCCAUCAUUCCACCUGCCCGGUGUGUCGUAAACGUGUGGACGAGCCUGUCAGCGAAACGCCCUCCCGGGGGGAUCGACCCGCCGGCGGUGCUCCAUCGCCCUCGGCCAGUGGAUCGGUCAGCUCCCAGAGCUCCACCCAAUAUCAGUCUGCUUCAAGUGGCAGCCUGCAUGGCGGGGGGGAGCCAUCAUGGCAGCGACAGCCGACCGGCAGCUCGACAUCGCCAUCCUCUCGCCCGGCAGCUGAGGAUCCCGACUCCCUGCAUGUUCCUUUCAGCAUGGACCUGUCAGACUCCGAUGAUUGAAGAUCACUGCAUGCUGCUUCCCUCCCUCGCUUUUCCCCCCUCCUGUCCUUUCCGCACGGAGGGCGUGUGUUUGCAUGCAGAAAUGAAGAGAACAUCAAUCGA